AUGACGUCGGCCUUUGCGUACCUCCUGGACCGUAGUAUAGGGCUACCAAGCCGUAAUUUUUGUGAUAAUUUGCACUCUCAACAGUCUCGUAAGCUACUACGAUACUCUCCAUCCACCAAUAAUUUUAUUUUUCGUCAAGGAAUGCGCGUCUGGAGCUUUCGAUUAGAUCCAAUGGAGCAGCGAUAUCUCUUAGUUGGUACUUCUCAGUCGCAAGUGUUGGUAUUUGAUCUUCAAACCCUAGAUGAAGCUGAUAUGGUGUGUAACCCUACUUACAACACUACUACUACACUAGAUCCUCUAUGCGUCGUUAAGGCGAAAACAGACUCGAGCCAAUCCCAGACUCUUCAAUUUGGUAUUUCAAUGGUUGACUGGUAUCCUAUCGAUGGAGGUCUAUUUAUUACAAGUUCCUUAGAUAAACAUGUAAAAAUCUGGGAUGCAACAACUUUUGCUUGUGUCAGUACGUUACCAUUACGUAGUAAAGUUUUUGGAGCAAAAUUCUCUGCAGUGAGUACAACUCAUGCAUUAAUUGCAGCUGUUACUGCCACUGGAGAAGUGAGACUUGUCGACAUGGAAAGUAAUGCCACAGCUCAUACUUUAUUAGGUCAUAAAGACGAAAUUUGGACAUUGGAUUGGGCACCAACUAGUGAAUUUGUACUGGCAACGGGGUCAAGAGAUGGCGAAAUUCGUCUUUGGGAUAUCCGACGAUCUGGAGCAACAGCUUGUCUACUAUGUUUGAAUUACGAAGGAAAGGCGAAUGUACCGGGAAGAUCCCAGUUGUACACUAAUGUGACACGAGAGAAACCAAUGUCCGUGUCGACUGCUGCUACAGCGAGAAAAAGACAACGAAUCGGUGGUGCAUUCGAGGCUCAAGCUAGAGAUCAGCAAAAAGCGAGACUGCGAGUUGACAGUCAUCAGAAGAAGAUGUAUGCUUCUAUCAAUAGGCAGAAGCGGAACGACCCACAUGCUGCAGCGAGUACGUCGCUGGCGGUUGCUCACAAUGCAGGUGUGACAAGUUUAGUGUAUACGCCGGAUGGAAGAUUUUUGCUGAGUAAUGGUAUGGACGAAAAGCUCAGGUUGUGGAAUGCGACGUCAGGCGAACACCAGUUUAUGAACUAUCAAGGUGUGCAAAAAACGCAACCUCGUGCUUCGAGAAACGUACAAAUGGCUGUUGCUCAAGAAGGCGAGGCUUACGAAACAACGCUAAUGUUCAUUCCGAACGGGUUGGAGGGUGCAGUGGCUUCAUACCGCGUUUUCGGAGAUAACGGUAUUCCACUAGGGUCGGCUUCAGCUCAUUAUCAACAGGUGACUGCAUGCCUGUAUCGGAAAUCGACACGUGAGCUCUACUCAGCAGGUGAAGAUGGACUCAUCAUGAAGUGGAAGCCUCCACCCGUCGAUUUGUAUCCUGACAUGGCAGAAGAUGCCAGUGGCAAUGACAAUAUGCAACAUGAUGGACUAAAUGCUGGUACUGCAAUUGGUGAUGAAGAUACAUGGAGCGAUGAUGAUGACGAUGAAGAAAGAUUGAGUCAAUUCGUUCCUCCCAUUUUACGAGACAACGCGUGA
Peronospora farinosa is the source of this 1560-nucleotide messenger RNA. The record is from the annotation of a GenBank genome assembly. Lineage: Eukaryota; Oomycota; Peronosporomycetes; Peronosporales; Peronosporaceae.